CACAGGGCAUGGCCAAAACCACCACCCCACGCCCCACGCGCCCCCCCCCCCCGGCAGAAAAACAAAGGCAGAUCAAGGGACUCUCCAAGAGUCAACAGCCAACCAGCAUCAAGGACCUUGCCCGUCCUGUUUCCACUCCUGUCCGAGCAUUCUGCGGGUCCAGGCAGGCAGCAUGUUGACGCUUCUGGCAAUGUCCCUGCCUCUAAGCCAGAAGCCAUGGAGGAGAUAAGGUAGCCCCUGUUCCUGGAUUGGAUUGGAUGGGGAAGCCCAGUUCAAUGGAUGCAAAAUACAAGGAUGACUUGUUCCGGAAGUAUGUGCAGUUCCACGAGGCCCAAGGGGACGCCACCCCCAGCAGUGAUGAGUCCCUGCGGGCGGCAGCCUCCACCCUCCUCAGCCUGCACAAGGUGGACCCCUUUCAUCGAUUCCGGCUGAUCCAGUUCUAUGAGGUGGUGGAGAGCUCCCUGCGCUCGCUCCGCUCCUCCAGCCUGCGGGCCCUGCGCUGCGCCUUUAGUGUGCUUGAGACGGUGGGCAUCAACCUCUUCCUCUGCCCCUGGAAGAAGGAGUUCAGAAGCAUCAAGACCUACACCGGCCCCUUCGUGUACUACGUCAAGUCGACGUUACUGGAGGAGGACAUCCGAGCCAUCCUGAGCUACAUGGGCUACGUGCCCGAGCUGGGGACCGCCUACAGGCUCAAAGAGCUGGUCGAGACGCUGCAAGUGAAGAUGGUCUCCUUCGAACUUUUUCUGGCCAAGGUGGAGUGCGAGCAGAUGUUGGAGAUCCACUCGCAGGUCAAGGACAAGGGCUACACGGAGCUGGACGUGGUGAGCGAGCGCCGGGGCAGCGCGGAGGACGCGCGGGGGUGCGCAGAGGCCCUGCGGCGGCGUGCCGAGGCCCGCGAGCCGCUGUCGGCCUCGAUGGCGCGCGUGGUGCUGCAGAAGUCGGCCAGUGAGCGGGCGGCCAAAGACUACUACAAGCCCCGCGUGACCAAGCCCUCGCGGUCGGUGGACACCUACGACAGCUACUGGGAGAGCCGGAAGCCUCCCCUGAAGACCUCGCUGAGCCUCCGGAAGGAGCCGGCGGCCGCCGAGCCCGGGGACGAGUUCAAGGACGAGAUCGUCCGCCCGACGCCCUCGCUCCUGACGGUGGCCGGCUCCCCGCACGGCGGCGCCGACGACCUGCCGGCCCCCGCUCCCAGCAACGGGCUCGGCCUGCUCCGCGGCCCCUACCUGCCUGGCCCGGACGACGUGGAUCUGUACACGGACGCGGAGCCCCGGGCUGCCUACCGGAGGCAGGACGCCCUGCGGCCCGACGUCUGGCUGCUGAGAAACGACGCCCACCCCGGCUACCACAAGCGCUCGCCCCCCGCCAAAGAGUCCGCCCUCUCCAAGUGCCAGAACUGCGGCCUGGCCUGCAGCGCCGCCCUCUGCCUGCGCUGCGACAGCCAGCUGGCCUGCUCCCCGGCCGCCAAGCCCAGCGCCUUCCCCGGCAAAGCCUCCGGCCACGACAGCCUGGCCCACGGGGCCGCCCAGCGGGAGAAGUACGCGGGCCAGACUCAGGGCCUCGAGCGGCCGCCGCACCUCCACUCCAAGUCCAAGCUACCCGCCGCCGCCGCCACCUCCCGCUGUGGCUUCUGCAACCGCCCGGGGGCCGCCAACACCUGCACCCAGUGUUCCAAAGUCUCCUGCGACGCCUGCCUCAGCGCCUACCAUUACGACCCCUGCUGCAAAAAGAGCGAGCUGCACAAGUUCAUGCCCAACAACCAGCUGAACUACAAGUCCACCCAGUUCUCCCAUCUCGUGUACAGAUAGAUGCCACCCCGCGCCUCCCUGCUCCAAGGGCUACACCUCCGACCUUUCUGGUGUCACGGGGAAGCAGUGUUAAGGCCAUAGAUCUCAGAAGCAGAGCCCUGCCCUUGACCACGCGGGUGUUGGGAGAUCCUGGGACCGGCCACCCCACGUGGGAGUUCCCUUACCGACUCAGAUUAUUUCAACUGAUGGCUGCUUUGUCGUCUGGCAGGAGAGAGGGUGGCGCUUCGGUUGGGAUUCCUUUUUUGCUAAUCUCUCCACUCCUUGUUCUUUUUUUUGGGGGGGGGGCUUGUUUCUUCAAGAUGGUUUCUAUCUCUGGGACUCUUGCCGACCCCUCACUCCCAUGGCGAAGCCAACUUGGAUUGGGAAGGGCCCCCCCGGGUCGCUUCCAGAUGCACACCUGGAGCGGUGAGCUAGAGGCCUGUUGGCUUGUGAAAUGAGCCCUCCUGCCACACCGGGCCUCCUCCACUGGCUCAUCCCUCCGCCGCUGUCCCCAAACACCGGGACCCCCGCCGGCACCCCCCCGCCUGCCUUCCCUGCCUCUAUGCGUCAACGGUGACCCGAGCCCAGGAUUCACUGAAUGUCAUGCUGUUGCCUCCACAGCUCAGCGCAGCCGUGGGGUCUGUGAACUUCGCCCUCACGCUCUGCAGUGUGGACCUUCCACCGCGGCACUGACCUCCCCCCUCCUUCUGUUGUUUGCACAUCCUUCUCUUCCUGUAUUGUACAUAGAUAUUUUUGAGAUUUAUUUUUAAAUAAAUAUUCAACUUGCCGUGUGUUUCAAAGUGGUGAAAACAUUACCGAUGUAGCUAUUUAUAAAGAUGCCCCAGGUUCUUUAGUCUUCCAGGGGAGGGGCUCAUGCCCUUCCACCUUGUUGCCUCUGCUCGCCACCGCCCAAAGUUCAAGUGGAGCGUGCAGGCUUGGAGAAGGAACAGAGAUGAUGUCCCCUGGGCUCGUGGAGAGCCGCUGUCUUCCCUGCAACCAAUCUCAACACCUACCUCCAGUGCGCACCUCGGGGGGCUCGUCCGGGCUGAGAGGUCUCUGCGCCUGCAGACUGUGACCACCCAGUGACGAGUCGGGAACCUCACCCUGCGGACCUCCAGCCUGGUCUUCGCCGCUUGCUGAGUGUGGGCCUUGCGCUGCAGUCUCCUCGAGUCUCAGUUCAGAAGGAAGAGGGUUUGGAUCCCCACCACCCCUCCACCUCAGUCCUCUCCUCUUCACCUGUUUCCAGGACUCCUCUGUAACCUACAUGACCUUUUUGCACUAGAGGUGGGCAGGAGUCGGCAUGCGCCCAGCAGACGGGUGCCUCCUGAGAUUCUUAGCCGAGCCUCAGCGCUUCCAAACCCGAAGGCCCCUUAAACUCCUUAUGUGAAUUAACUGACCCCGGAUUAUCCUUUUGGGUUACAGAGGAGGAGCGGGGCAAGAUUCUGAAAAUAAAACUGCUUCCGUGUGAACUAAUAAUAUAUUUUAGCCAUAAGUGUUGGUGAUGUACAGAAUGUUACGGGGAUUGACCUGCAGUGGGUUUUGUGAUGGGAGGAGGUAUUCAGCUCCUGAGCACAUUUCCAUCUGGCUGAAUCCUGAGGCCACUGUGAAUUUGCUGAUGUUCUUCCAACUCAGUUGAGAGAUUUUAAGGUUUUCAAAAUCUUCUAUGGCUUUUUUAUAUAUAUAUAUCUCUAGUAGAUCACUUGUAGAUAUUCCAUGUGUAUAUAAAGCUGAGUUUCAACCAACUUGAUUACUAAGGCCCUCCCACUGGGGGCACCCAUCUUCGAUGUCCUCCUUCCUUUUCACAUCUCAGAGGUGUCAAUGCCUGUCCCAGUCCUGACUUUUCCAGUUUUCCAUUUUCAGACUGCUCUAGCACUACACUAACUCUUAACCAACCGUGAUGCCACGUAACUCACACAGCAGACAGAAGCAGGAAUAACCCACUUGUUCUGGAAGAGAAAGUCCAGCGUGGGUUAUCAUCACGGAAACACUGUGUUUGUGGGUUGGAAUAGGAAAUGCUGUGACCAUGCUCCUCGGUGUGUAUCUUUAAUUGUAUGAGGUUGCUGUGAUUGAGAUAAAUAGAUGCUAAUUUAAAAAUGCAGAUGUUUGCAUUUGAUUUCUACCAAGAGUUGAAAUGUUGAGAGAUGCUUUAAAAAAUAAUAAUAAAGUGUCUUCCAUUGUUAA
Budorcas taxicolor (takin) is the source of this 3968-nucleotide messenger RNA. RefSeq names its product spermatogenesis associated 2 (gene SPATA2). Lineage: Eukaryota; Metazoa; Chordata; Mammalia; Artiodactyla; Bovidae. The transcript has 4 exons. The record is from RefSeq and is a predicted model, not a curated record. Bases 258 to 1808 code for a protein of 516 amino acids. Gene Ontology annotation, cellular component: cytoplasm. Gene Ontology annotation, biological process: protein K63-linked deubiquitination; regulation of tumor necrosis factor-mediated signaling pathway; regulation of necroptotic process.